This is a messenger RNA of Hypomesus transpacificus, 1753 nucleotides long. It is a transcript of the gene isl2a, whose product is annotated as ISL LIM homeobox 2a. Gene Ontology annotation, cellular component: nucleus. The record is from RefSeq and is a predicted model, not a curated record. Lineage: Eukaryota; Metazoa; Chordata; Actinopteri; Osmeriformes; Osmeridae. Gene Ontology annotation, molecular function: cis-regulatory region sequence-specific DNA binding; DNA-binding transcription factor activity, RNA polymerase II-specific. Gene Ontology annotation, biological process: axonogenesis; neuron fate specification; positive regulation of transcription by RNA polymerase II. The transcript has 6 exons. The coding region runs from base 74 to 1150 and encodes 358 amino acids.
AGGGACGGGACAGUCUCCCACUCGCCCACUCAAUUCCUCCAUCUGUCGGCCUGUAGCCUACCAUCCUUCCUGUAUGGUGGAUAUUAUCUUAAAUUCUUCUUUCUUGGGUGAUAUGGGGGAUCAUUCCAAAAAGAAGUCUGGAAUCGCAAUGUGUGUGGGCUGUGGAGGUCAGAUACACGACCAAUACAUUCUGAGAGUCUCCCCGGACCUCGAGUGGCACGCUGCGUGUCUGAAGUGCACGGAAUGCAGUCAGUACCUGGAUGAGACGUGCACUUGCUUCGUCCGAGAUGGCAAGACAUACUGCAAAAGAGAUUAUGUAAGAUUAUAUGGGAUUAAAUGUGCAAAAUGUAACAUUGGCUUCUGCAGCAGCGAUCUGGUGAUGAGAGCUCGAGCCAACGUGUACCACAUGGAGUGUUUUAGGUGCUCGGUGUGCAGCAGACAUCUCCUACCGGGGGAUGAAUUCUCUUUGCGGGACGAGGAGCUGUUGUGUCGGGCAGAUCACGGUUUACUGAUGGAGCGGGCCUCGGCAGGAAGCCCUCUUAGCCCGGGAAAUAUUCACGCGAGGUCCCUUCAUUUAUCAGAACCAGUGUCAGUUCGACAGCCAACUCAUCGAAACCACGUUCAUAAACAGUCUGAGAAAACCACUCGCGUACGAACAGUUUUGAACGAAAAGCAGCUCCACACCCUUCGGACAUGUUACAAUGCUAACCCCAGACCAGACGCACUAAUGAAAGAACAAUUGGUGGAGAUGACCGGUCUAAGCCCGAGGGUUAUUCGAGUUUGGUUCCAAAACAAACGUUGCAAAGAUAAGAAGAGAUCUAUACUAAUGAAACAACUUCAACAACAACAACACAUUGACAAGACAAAUCUUCAAGGGCUUACGGGUACGCCUUUGGUGGCAGGCAGUCCAAUUCGACACGAAAACACCGUGCAAGGGAACCCAGUUGAGGUGCAGACUUACCAGCCGCCGUGGAAGGCAUUGAGCGAGUUUGCUCUGCAGAGUGACCUGGACCAGCCCCCUUUUCAGCAGCUAGUGUCUUUUUCUGAGUCGGGAUCUAUUGGUAAUUCUUCGGGCAGUGACGUGACCUCUUUGUCGUCGCAGUUGCCAGACACCCCGAACAGCAUGGUACCGAGUCCGGUUGACACGUGAGACCAGUUCAACAUUGAGCUUCAAACCCAGCAUGUUACCGCGUGCCCUGCAUGAGAACUGCCAAAUUCACACAGCCUUGGAUGAAAAUGGAUUUCGUUCUAGCGAUCAACAACUGUGGAUUAGAGGAUGCAUCUUUUUAUGGAAAAACUUGAAGCUUUGGGAUAACAGCUAUUACAGUGAAGGCCGGACUGGACACAGACAUAGUGAGGACACUCCCUCUUAUUGAGCUGACUUAAAUAUUGAACACAUUUGAACAUUAAUCCUCAUAUUGGCCAUUGUUUAUCAUCUUCUGUGUUAUUCGCCGAGUCCCGUGUCUGUAGAUUUGCAUGAGCAGAGGUGACUUUAUAUAAUGUACACUACAUUUACCACUAGGAUGAUGGGAAAGUAAAUGUUUGAGUCAUUCAAGAGUAAAUUAUUGUUAUUUAUUGUUAGGAUGGAAAGAUAAUAAAUAGAAAAGCAUUAUGGUUUAUGUCUAUUGCACUUUGCAUGUAAAUCUCACUGGUGCAGUAAUUCCUUAACAUAUUCACAAAAAUCUUAAUGGCCAAUAUAAAUCAUUUUGAGAAUGACAAUAUACAGUUAUGACUCUCACUGAAGCAGUCUAAA